AUGGAUAUCGUGCAGGAUGUUGACGAGAUUGAGAUUGCUCCUAAGCAGACCACCCAGAAGCGAAUCCAAGUUACCGUCGACGAUGCGCAUCCCUUUGACCUUGAUUCCUACAUCACCGGGUACACAGGGCGCACUGCGAUUGAUCGUUUACUACACAUAAUCCGACUCUGUCCCACCCUCGCACCUCAAGCCUAUCAACUGGCAGUGAAAUAUAUACACCAGGGACGUGACCCAUCGAUAUACCAGACGCUCAUAGCUGCCUACGAAACUGCCGCCGCCAGUGUCAGCGGGCAACUCCCUCCAUGGCAAGAGCUUGCACCUCUUGACACUAGGUGGAUUGAAGAAACCAACCAGAAGAACCAGGCUGAGCGGACUAAGCUUGAGGUUGAGCUAAAGACGUACUCAAACAACAUGAUCAAGGAGUCUAUCCGAAUGGGUCAUCGCGAUCUGGGGGAUUAUUAUCGUGCUGUAGGCGACCAAUCCAACGCGAUAAAGCACUACACCAAGUGCCGUGAGUUCUGCACGACAAGUCAACAUGUCCUCGAUAUGUCGAUCUCCACACUCGAACUCCUCGUCGAACGCCGGUCAUAUGCCCACAUAACAACUUACGUUUUCAAGGCAGAAGCGGCGAUGGAAGCCGUGCAUGCGACAACGGACAAGAAGGAUGCAGCCUCCAGCGCUGCAGCAGCUCAAACCCUUCCGCCCGGCUCCCAAGCCGCAGCAGCCAGUAAGAGGAGCGCGGACAAGGAGAAGGUACAGACGAAACUUCAGUAUGCCACUGGCCUGUGCAGGCUCAGCUCGGGUAACUACGAGCGCGCUGCCAAUUCGUUUUUACAUCUGGGCCCUAUUAGCAGUUUGGCAGAGUGGAACGGGACACUCGUCUCGCCUUCUGACAUCGCGAUCUACGGCACCCUAUGUGCGUUGGCAAGCCUGUCGCGUGGCGCAAUCAAAGCACAGGUUCUCGACAACGAUAACUUCGGCGUGUAUAUAGAACAAGAGCCGUACGUGCGAGAGCUGCUCGAAGCCUGGAUGCACAGUCGUUUUAAGACCGUGCUCGACUUGCUCGAAAGAUAUUCUACCCGCCAUCUCCUUGAUCCUCAUCUAUCCGGGCACGUGCAAGACCUCACUCAUGCUAUCCGGAGCCGCGCGCUCGUGCUAUUUUUCCAGCCUUUUGCCUCGCUCAAACUCGAGCGCAUCGGAGACGCAUUUGGAUGGCCUAUCGAGGAGACAGAGAAACAGGUGGUCACCUUGAUACAGAGCGGGGAUAUCAAAGCGCGUGUGGAUAGUCAGAACAAGAUCCUGAAGGCCAAGGAAGUUGAUCCGCGUUCUGCGCUGUUUUCCAGAGCGAUACAGAGCAGUGCCGACAUGCAGAACGCAACAAGGAAGUUGUUGCUGCGAUUGAAGCUACAGCAAGCAGAACUUGUCAUCAAGACGCCUAAAUCACAGGGUGGAUAUGCUCAUGAUAUCCUUAACGACUAG
Molecule: messenger RNA, 1479 nt
Organism: Punctularia strigosozonata HHB-11173 SS5
Lineage: Eukaryota; Fungi; Basidiomycota; Agaricomycetes; Corticiales; Punctulariaceae
Exons: 8
Coding region: 1-1479 (492 amino acids)
Cellular component (GO): COP9 signalosome
Source: RefSeq, a predicted model, not a curated record